Daldinia caldariorum is the source of this 1660-nucleotide messenger RNA. Its product is annotated as putative zuotin. NCBI's taxonomy places the organism in Eukaryota, Fungi, Ascomycota, Sordariomycetes, Xylariales, Hypoxylaceae. Gene Ontology annotation, molecular function: Hsp70 protein binding; ribosome binding. The transcript has 2 exons. The record is from RefSeq and is a predicted model, not a curated record. Gene Ontology annotation, biological process: 'de novo' cotranslational protein folding; regulation of translational fidelity. Bases 100 to 1437 code for a protein of 445 amino acids. Gene Ontology annotation, cellular component: cytosol.
AAAACAGAAAAUAAAAAUAAUUCUUGUCACCCCACGAAAAAGGUACAUCCUCUUUUUCGUCCCUUCAAUUUAUCGGACUUUGUACAGCAACAAACGACAAUGGCUACGUCAACUAUAGUAGCACGACCUCUUCCCGUCCUGCCGGAGGGCUGGUCCGCAGAGAAAGAUUUUAAACAAAUCGCUUCCAUCACCGCGUCAACUCAACGCACCAUCGAACCCGUCGGCCCUCAUUUCCUUGCCCACGCCCGCCGCGCCCGUCAUAAGCGUACAUUCUCUGAAGAUGACCGAAUUCAGGCCCAGGAGAGCGCCAAGAAAAUCGAGAAGGACGACGAGAGCGAUGUUAGCGAGCCUGAGGAUCCUCUGAUGCUCCAGCGGGAUGCCAAGGACUGGAAGUCGCAAGAUCACUACCAAGUCCUUGGUUUAUCCAAGUACCGAUGGAAGGCAACAGAGGAGCAGAUCAAGCGUGCUCACCGAAAGAAGGUCCUAAAGCACCACCCUGAUAAGAAAGCUGCCCAGGGCAGUACGGAGGACGACAACUUCUUCAAGUGCAUCCAGAAAGCUACCGAGGUCCUACUUGACCCUGUUAAGCGCCGACAAUUCGACUCUGUUGACGAGAAGGCCGACGUCGACCCGCCGACUAAGAAGGAAUUGGCCAAGGGCAACUACUACAAGCUCUGGAGCCGUGUCUUCAAGUCCGAAUCGCGCUUCUCCAAGCAGCAACCCGUGCCCACCUUUGGCGACGAGAACUCGACCAAGGAGGACGUAGAGAAUUUCUAUAACUUCUGGUACAACUUCGACUCGUGGCGCUCGUUCGAAUACCUGGACGAGGACGUGCCGGACGACAACGAAAACCGCGACCAGAAGCGCCACAUGGAGCGCAAGAACGCCAACGCCCGCAAGAAGAAGAAGGCCGAGGACAACGCGCGCCUGCGCAAGCUCCUCGACGAUUGCUCCGCCGGCGACGAGCGCAUCAAGAAGUUCCGCCAGGAGGCCAACGCCGCCAAGAACAAGAAGCGCCUCGACAAGGAGGCCGCCGAGAAGAAAGCGAAGGAGGACGCCCGCCUGAAGAAGGAGGCGGAAGAGAAAGCUGCCAAGGAGGCCGAGGAGAAGGCCAAGGCCGAGCGCGAAGCCAACAAGAAGGCGAAGGAGGCCGCCAAAACCGCCGUCAAGAAGAAUAAGCGUGUGCUCCGCGGCUCCGUCAAGGACGCCAACUACUUUGUCGGCGCUGGCGACGCUAGCCCCGCCCAGAUCGACGCCGUACUGAACGACGUCGACCUCGUGCAGGGCAAGAUAGACCCCGACGAGAUCGCGGCGUUGGCCGGAAAGCUUAACGGCCUCAAGGUUGCGAACGAGAUCAAGGGCGUGUGGAGCGAGGAGGUCAAGAGACUCGUCGACGCUGGUAAGCUGAAGGAUGGUGAAGCUAAGUCUUUGGCGUAGAUAGACUCCUAGGUUAGGUACUCAUAGGAGAUAAUAGCCUUAUAUCGUCUAGGUUGCGUGUUUCCCCUAUAUCUUGUGCUACUUCCUAGCGGGUUGGGCAAAAAACAAAACUACUAGUGAGUACCAGUAUCUUCAAAAGGGGUAGUCAUUACGCCAGAUAAGACCCAGAAGCCUUUUGCUAAGUACUAUACCUGGUUUCAUUAUUUAGCUCUUGUGUAAAAUC